AUGGCUUCAUCAGACGACAAACCAGAGACAAUCACCGGCGGCUGCGUCUGCGGUUCAGUCCGCUACACCGUUACCUUUCCCCCCAACCACGAUUUCGCCAACAGAUCAACGACCUGCCAAUGCGAGCAGUGCCGCAAAAACACAGGCUCCCUCAUCUUCCGCUCCCACAAGGUGCCCAAGUCCGCCGUCGCCUUCACGGCCCAGUCGACGCUCAAGCUCUACUCGGCCACGCCGCACUGCGAGCGCGGCUUCUGCGCCAACUGCGGCAGCUUCUUGUUCUGGCAGCGCGACGAUCGCGAGGACACGUGCCUCACCGUUGGCUGCUUCGACGCGCCCAUCCUGGCGCGGUACGGGCCGCUGCUGACCAAGGCCAGGAGGCACCUUUUCUGCGAGAGGGAGGUGCCCGGCGUGACGGACCAUUUGGUUGGUAAUAGGUUUGCUGGUGAUGAUGAAUGA
This is a messenger RNA of Trichoderma citrinoviride, 456 nucleotides long. RefSeq lists its product as hypothetical. The coding region runs from base 1 to 456 and encodes 151 amino acids. The transcript is spliced from 2 exons. NCBI's taxonomy places the organism in Eukaryota, Fungi, Ascomycota, Sordariomycetes, Hypocreales, Hypocreaceae. Gene Ontology annotation, molecular function: carbon-sulfur lyase activity. The record is from RefSeq and is a predicted model, not a curated record.